ACAAACUGGGAGGGAAAAUUUUUGUUAUUUAUUUAUUUUUCAUUUUUGUCCCCUUGCAUGAAGGGAAGGAAUGUGUCAAAGAUGAAAGAUCCAAGAUAAUUAAACACGAACGAAGUCGAAGUCUACUACGUAGGAAUGCCCUGUGCCGUGUUUCCUUCUGUAUUCCCGUGCCAUGUUCUUUCUCUUUAUCUUCAAUCUCGGAGAUCCAGGCAAGCUUCAAACUUCAAAGCUGUUCUUGAGGCAUGAAGAUUCUUUGUUCGUUGUCUACUUGUUUCUCUCCGUCGGUCCAAGACGAAACCGCCAAGCAAGGAAGAGAGAGUGAAGGAGCAUUUCGAGUAUUCACGUACGGCGAAUUGAAAUCUGCGACCAGGAGUUUCGAUUCCUCAAACAAGAUCGGAGAAGGCGGGUUUGGCACUGUGUACAAGGGGCGGCUUCUGGAUGGCACAUUCGUGGCGGUCAAGGUGCUUUCGAUUGAACUGGAUUCCCUGCGAGGAGAGAAGGAAUUUGUAGCAGAACUGAGCACUCUGGGCAAUAUCAAGCACGAGAAUCUAGUCACUCUUCGAGGUUGUUGUGUGGAAGGAACUGACAGAUACUUAGUCUACGAGUUCAUGGAAAACAACAGCCUUCGCCAGUACUUUUUAGUUUCAAAGGAGGGCAGAAUGAGAUUCGACUGGGAAUCAAGGAGGGAAGUAUCCAUUGGAGUGGCUCGAGGGCUUGCGUAUCUGCACGAGGAAGUUAAGCCCUAUAUCGUGCACAGGGACAUCAAAGCGAGAAAUAUACUUCUUGACCGACGUUUGAGGCCAAAAGUUUCCGACUUUGGUCUGGCAAAGUUACUGAGAGACGAUAAGUCCUACGUUAGUACCCAAGUCGCAGGGACAUUGGGUUAUCUUGCUCCGGAAUAUGCCAGUUCUGGGAAGGUGACUAGAAAAUCAGAUGUCUACAGCUACGGAAUAUUACUCCUUGAAAUUGUGAGCGGCCUACCUGUGGUUGAUCCUUCCCAAGAUACAGAACGUUUCCUCGUUGAGAAGGCGUGGGCGGCCUAUGAAGCUGGUGAUUUACCGAAAAUGGUGGAUGAAGAGCUAAAGGAGAGCUUCCCAGAGGAAGAAAGCGUCAGAUUCCUGAAGGUGGGGCUGCUUUGCGUUCAAGAAACAGCGAAGCUAAGGCCACGAAUGACCGAAGUGGUGGAGAUGUUGAGCAAUAAUAUUGAAAUGGCAAGUGUGAGUAUUUCAAAACCAGGGCUUGUGCCUGAUCUCAGGGCUAUCAGAAUUAAAAACGCACCCCAUUCUGAGGCAUCCACCUCCCGUGCUGCUACCCAUGCAAGUUCCAUUUGGAGUUCGGCCAAUCUUGGCCGUUAAUUACAUUCCAAAAUCUUGCGCUUCAAUUUCAGAUCAUCCCCAGUUAAUGCCCAAGAACGAGAAUUAAUUGAUGAUUAACUAGUUACUAUAAUUUAAUUUUAGUUCUUUUUUCUUUUGUCAAGUAUUCUGUGGGUUUGCAUUCAACUUGAUUUAUUGCGGUAUGGACUGGGGAGGCAGAGUAAGAGGCCCAUUUUCUAGUCUACGCCGCGGAGAACUGAUUUUUUUUUGGGGGGGGGGGGCUCACUUCAAUCAGGAAAUUCCAUUAUUGACUGUGUGUAUUGGCAAUGUGAUGAUGGAGACCGUUGUCAAAUAAAUGAUUUUUUAUUGUAAAUUGAUGUUAUUUAUUGAUGAAAAAUUGAAAAUAGAGGGAUAUCAUGAAACCCAA
Messenger RNA from Neltuma alba, 1740 nucleotides. RefSeq names its product putative serine/threonine-protein kinase. The record is from RefSeq and is a predicted model, not a curated record. Gene Ontology annotation, molecular function: protein kinase activity; ATP binding. Lineage: Eukaryota; Viridiplantae; Streptophyta; Magnoliopsida; Fabales; Fabaceae. The transcript is spliced from 6 exons. Bases 243 to 1355 code for a protein of 370 amino acids. Gene Ontology annotation, biological process: protein phosphorylation.